CAAAGAACAAAAUAGUUUGAGAACACAGCAAGCCAACAACGACGCUUUUUAAAACAAGAUAUUCAAAAUAAGAGAAACAAGGAAAAUAUCGAGAGCUGGCUGAGAACAAUUAAAAAAUGUGCUGAGAACAAUCGAUUUAAAUUUAGAUUGAAUUCCCAAAAGAAAGGGGAAACGUUGCAGCGGAUAAAUAUUAAAAAACUUGAAGUAAUAAGUUUUACUGAAAAAAGCACGUGAUGAGUUAUAUACUUUUACGUUUUAAAGUAGUAGGAAACAAUUUAUUAAGAUUUUGAGAAAUUUUGUUUGAGCUGCUAUAACAAUUAUGCUAAACUCAACCGAAACCUUUCAUCAGCCAUUGACAGUUGUAGUUCCCUUAUUAACUUCGUGUGUUAUUGCUGUUAUCUUAAACAUAAUAGUAUGUUGUCUCAUUUUAAAAGUACGUUCUCUGAAAACAGCGACUAAUAUUUUUAUACUAAGCUUGUGUCUAUGCAACAUUGUGAUUGCUGGCAUAUUACUUCCAACUCAUUGUUUUUUCCGUGGUUCACUUUUUUAUAACUAUCUACUUUCGGUUACAAUUCUUGCGUACAUAUGUAAUUUGACAGCUGUCACAUCGGAGAGAUUAUUUUCAAUAACUUAUCCUCUUAAAUAUAUGAUGAUAAUUACAAAAAAAAAGACCACAAUAAUUGCUGUUUCAGCAUGGACUGUUUCAUUAGUUUACGCGUUGCUACCGUUAGUUUGGAAUAGUGAUAUUAAUAUGGUUUACCAUAAGGUAUACGUAAUUUUUACUUUAGUUGUGUUUUUAAUUGCACCUUUAAUUUUUGUGUGUACCACAUACAUCAAAGUAUGCCUUGAAAUUAAAAAAAUGCUUGAUUAUAACAAAGAAUGUAUUGGAUCAAACAUCCUUCAAUUUUCAUCUUCGGUAGAAAAUAUAGCUUCAGAGAUGACCUGCGUUCCAGAAAUUGAAAAUGAAAUUGUUUUAUCUAAAAAUCUUCUCAAACCAAGUGAUUCUAGCGUAAGCGCUGUUAAAACAAGUGAUAGUUCUGCAAACAACUGCAAGAAGGAAAUUGACAUAAGAUCUUCGCUUUUUAAACAACUCAAAUCAAAAAUGUCAGAGUUAAAGUCGGCCACAGCGUUUGGAAUUGUUGCUCUAACAUAUAUGAUGAAUUGGAUUCCUGUUAUAAUACUUACGACUUUAGAAGCUAUAGGCAGGUUAGACCUGAUUCCGAUUGGACUGGAAGAAUUUUCAAUUUUCAUAAUGGCUAUUAGCACACUGGUUGAUCCUUUUAUUUAUGCUUUGUUUCUUAAAAAUUUUCGUAAAAAAAUUAAACUAAUCAUCAGAAGAUUUAAGGCAGAAAACAGAAAUUUGUUAUGUUUCACAUAAACCAAAAAUCAAAUUAAAUUUAUAAUAAUAAAGUAUAUAGCAAUAUCCAAAAUAAAAAGUAUAAAGUAAAUCAAGAAUAAGUUUUUAUAAGUAUUUUUAUUUCGCAAUAUUU
Molecule: messenger RNA, 1490 nt
Organism: Hydra vulgaris (swiftwater hydra)
Lineage: Eukaryota; Metazoa; Cnidaria; Hydrozoa; Anthoathecata; Hydridae
Source: RefSeq, a predicted model, not a curated record